AUGGAUUCACUGGCAGGCAACCAACCUCUUUUCAAGAAUACUGAAGUGAGCAACGUUGUCUAUGAGCCAUACAAAUCCAAAAAAUAUCGGAGUAUUGAAGAGGUAGACUUUAAUAAUUGUAAAUUAAUACCGGUAUUCUCAGAGGCUGCCACAAACAAAGCCAUGAUGAAACUAGGCUAUCAACCUCAAGAUUUAGUACAAUUAUCAGGUGAAAGUAUCGACAGAAUACCUGGUUCCGAAGAUAUCCGAAGAAGAAUUAUCAAUGAAAUGGAAGAAAGAAGGAAAAACGCAUUUCAGAAAAUUAUCGAAGAGAGAAAGAACAUUCUUGCACAAGAAAAUCCUCCACCAAAACCAUCUGCACAACGAUUAGGAAAAGAUUACGGAGAAAUCAUUAAAGAACAACAGAGACAGAUUAAUGUAUUAAAGCGUACUAAAGAAGAACAUAUUAGUAAGAAGAACAAUCAAUUAAAGAAGAUCGAAGAAUCAGAUAAAGAUGCUGCAAAAAGAAUUAAAGAGUACAGAAAGCAAAGAAAUCAAGAAUUAGCGGAACGAAGGGCAAAACAAGAAAAACGAGAAAAGGAAGUAUACGAGAAACUUACACAAGAGAUAAUGCAACAGAAAUUAGCUGCUGAAAUACAAAGACAGAAAUUUGAAGAAGAAGCUGAAAUGAGAGAACAAAAUAAUUCACUCAGAAGGUUGAAACCAAAGCCUUGGAAAGAUUCUUUAUCAGAUAAUUCUUCAGUAAACUCGAAAUUAUUACAAAAUCGCGAAAAAAUCGAAAAUGAAGCGCGAGAAAAGGCAAAACAAAUCAUCGAAAAGCAAAACCAUGCAAUUCAAAUUGCACAAAAGAGAAAACUCGAUAAAAUGAAAGAAAUUUCUACAAGAAUUAAAGAACAAGACGCAAGACUUGCUCAAAAGCAACAAAUGCUUGAAGAAAAAGAAAGAGAAAGUGUUAUUUCAUUGAUUAACUCAAUUAACAAUAAAAUUUCUAAAUCUGAAAAUAUUCUUCAAGAACAAAGAAGAUCUAUGCGAAAAAUGUUGAAAGAAAAGCACUUAUUACUUGAAAAGAAAUCAGAAGAAGUUAGUCAACGCCGCCAAAGACUUGAACUUGAAAGGUUAUCAAAAUUAAAUGACGCGAUCAAUCAUACAGAUUCUGUUGCUGACAAGAAACGAGCAAUUAGUGAACUGAGAUUAAGCAACUAUCAAAAGAUGAACGAACAAUUACGAGAAAAAGCUCAAUCUGUUUUAUCUCAGAAACAAAAGAUCGAAGAAGAAACAAAAGCUCAUAUGAGUGAAAGUAUAGAGAAGCAGAACAACGCUAUCAAGAGAAGCGAGGAAUUGCAAAAGAAGAGAAACGAAGAAUUGAAGAAGAGAGCUGCCGUUGAUUGGGAAAAGAGAAAACUAGGUAGUGAGAAAGCCAGAAUGAUCAAUCUCCAGAGACAAUACGCAAGACAGGAGAAAGCAGAAAAAACAGAACAAAGAAUGAACCAAUUAUACGAAGAAAGAAUGGAAAGGAAAGAGCAACAUGAAAUCGCAAUAGAAAAGAUCAAGAUGAUGCGUAUGAAGAUGAUGGAAGAAGUUCCUGACGAUACGAAAGAGUAG
Molecule: messenger RNA, 1602 nt
Organism: Trichomonas vaginalis G3
Lineage: Eukaryota; Parabasalia; Trichomonadida; Trichomonadidae
Exons: 1
Coding region: 1-1602 (533 amino acids)
Source: RefSeq, a predicted model, not a curated record